Messenger RNA from Drosophila grimshawi, 2086 nucleotides. RefSeq names its product glutathione synthetase. Gene Ontology annotation, cellular component: cytosol. The record is from RefSeq and is a predicted model, not a curated record. Gene Ontology annotation, molecular function: glutathione binding; ATP binding; glutathione synthase activity. Bases 271 to 1956 code for a protein of 561 amino acids. Lineage: Eukaryota; Metazoa; Arthropoda; Insecta; Diptera; Drosophilidae. Gene Ontology annotation, biological process: glutathione biosynthetic process. The transcript is spliced from 6 exons.
AUUACAAUUAGAGCACACGGUUGCAUAAAUUUCAGGUACACACAAGUACAGUAUAACGUACAGUAUUGCAUGUAUGCAGCAAGCAGUAGCCAACGCUAGCAACAGGUAGCAGCAACAACGAAUCUGAUCACUCAGCGUGACAUUUACAACAUCAGCAGCGGCGCAGCAGCAGCGACAGAGUCAGCAGCGGCGACAGCUGACUAUAUCAACAGAGCAAUAAAUUUCGACAUUGUCGAAAUUGAAAAGUGAUUGCAAGCCAGAUUGCAAGCAAUGUCCGUCGAUGAUAAUACGCCCGUGUUGCGCGGCUGCAUUAAAUUGCCGCUGCCCGAGGACGAGCUGUUGGAGGUAACGGCCAAGGCGAAAGACUAUGCCAUCAUGCAUGGCGCCGCUAUGCGCUCCAAGACCAACUUCAGUCCGGAUUCGCUAAAUUUUGCGCCCUUUGUGCUGGUGCCGUCCUCCUUUCCGCGGAAGGAAUUCGAGAAGGCGAUCGCCUUGCAGCCGAUUAUCAAUCGUCUGAUGCACAAUGUCGCCCACGAUGAGGAAUUCAUAACGACCACGCUGGCGGAGACAAUUAAAGUGGAUGAGUUCACUGCCAAUCUGUUUAACAUUUAUCGCAAGGCUCUGGCCCAUGGCUUUACCCAGCCCAUUUCAUUGGGCAUGCUGCGCAGCGAUCUGAUGCUGGAGUCCCGCUGCCGGGAUAUGUCAAUGUGCAGCAGCAGCAGCAGCGGAGGGAAGGACAACGAUGCGAAGGAGAAGCAGGAGGCAAAGGCGAAAAAGACAACAAAAGUGGGCGUGGCGCGAGGCAUUAGCACCUCAUUGGGCUGCUGGAAACAAGUCGAGAUCAAUACGAUAGCAUCGGGGUUUGGCCAUUUGGGACCAGCAAGUAAAACCAUACAAAGGUUCGUCCUACAGGAACUCGGCCAUUCCGACAAGUUGCAGCACAUGCCGAAGAAUGAGGCGCUGUCUGGCCUGUGCGAUGGCAUGGUCAAGGCUUGGGACAUAUACGCGAAGCCGCAGUCUGUCAUCCUGUUCAUCAUUGAGGAUGUGUCCUACAACAUUUGCGAUCAGCGAUUCCACGAGUUCUACAUCCGGGAGACCUAUCCGCACAUCAAGGUGCUCCGUCGCACGCUCACCGAUGUGCAUCGCGAGGGAAAACUCGGUCAGCAUAAGGAGCUGCUGCUGUGCGUAUCUCUCUCUCUCUCUCUCUCUCUCUCUCUAUCUCUCUUAACUGCAUCUCUCUCUCUUUCUCUCUCACACUUUUUUUGUAGUAACAACACUGAGGUGGCCGUGAUCUAUUUCCGUGCCGGAUAUGAGCCCGGACAUUAUCCGUCGCAGGGCGAGUGGGAUGCACGCUAUUUGAUGGAAACAUCGCUGGCCAUUAAGUGCCCAUCGAUCCACUAUCAUUUGGCGGGCACGAAGAAGGUGCAACAGGCACUCGCCCAGCCAGCCGUACUCGAGCGUUUCAUCAAUGACCCGGAGGAGAUUAAGGCCGUUGGUAAAAUCUUCACCGGACUCUAUUCGCUCGAUGACAACGAGGCGGGCAAUGCCAACUAUGAAAUGGCCCUGCAAACGCCUCAGAACUUUGUGUUGAAGCCACAACGCGAGGGCGGCGGCAACAAUGUUUACGGCUUGGACAUUCCGGAUGCACUCAAGCGCAUGAGCCGCGUGGAGCGUUCCGCUUGGAUUCUAAUGGAUCUAAUCCAUCCACCGCUGUCGCAGGGCUAUAUGGUCCGGCCCGGUGGCAAAAUGCCGCCCGAAAUAGUCGACAUGGUCUCCGAGCUGGGCAUCUUUGGCGUCGUUAUUGGGGAUGCCGAUCACAUUGUCCACAACUAUCAGGCCGGACACAUGCUCCGCACAAAGCUAUCGACGGCGAAUGAGGGCGGCGUUGCCGCUGGCUUGGGCGCCCUCGACAGUCCCUACUUAAUAGACUCGGAUGAUGAGGAUGGAUACUUUUAGGUAGACGAGAAUCGAGCAUUCCCGCAUUCCCCUUGCCUUCAAGUACUUAUUAAUUGUAUUAAAGAUAUAUCAACUAUUUUUGUAAUGAUUUGAGAUUUGCAAUUGGUGCAAUAAAUUCAAUUUGUAGAUA